Molecule: messenger RNA, 5067 nt
Organism: Porites evermanni
Lineage: Eukaryota; Metazoa; Cnidaria; Anthozoa; Scleractinia; Poritidae
Source: the annotation of a GenBank genome assembly
AUGCCAAGAUUGUGUUUUACCCGUUAUUUCUCACCAGCGUUUAUUCUUAUAGCUGUGGGUGGAGGAGUAAUUCUUGGUGUUAUUUUCAUCGUGUUCAUUUAUCGAAUGUGUUCGCGGUACAAACAGGAAAGGGAGAAAGAAAGCAGGGUGCCUCGAGUUUCAUUCAAACUGCCGCCAGCCAGACCGGACGAAUUUACCAUUACAACACAGACGAAGUACCCGCAACAGGAGUACGACGAUAAUGAAAAUUGUCACUUGGAUCCUGAGUUUUACAGGUAAAAGUGAAUGAUACAAGUCUCAGUCGGAAUAAGUAUAGAAAAGUUGAUACAUCACAAACAGCUUUAGUCCUUUGCUUAAGUUGUUCUUUUUUGUUGUCUUCAAGAGGAAACGAAUGUUAACGCCUUAUGCCUACAAUUAGGGUGGAUUUACAUGCGUACACGCGUAAAAUUUACGUGCACAAAUAAAAUAGAGGCAGUGACGGUUAAGGUCCCGUGUAAACAUUGAAGUGGAACCUCGCUCAACUUUCCCGUUUAUGCGCGACACUUCAUACAUUGCCUCUAUUUUAUUUACGCGCGUACGCAAGUAAAAAUUACGCGACAGUGAAAAUCAUCCUUAUGGUCUCAGGCAAGUUCCUCAGAAAUGUGGCAAAAUUUUACCUUUCUUGCUACCGGCGGUAUUUGGUCUUUUUCACUCUAUUCUCUUAAAUUAAACUACGUGGGGUUAAACAACGGACAGGAUCUUGAUAUUCUUAAACAUAAACAGGAUCGUUCUUCAUUUUGCUAUUAGCAACUUUUAAUGGUCCUGGUAGGCAUUAGUUAAUUUUGCAAAGAAAACUCGACUUGAAAAAGGUCGUAGAAGUUGAGCCAUGUGAGCAGAGAGAAAGCCCAAACACCAUUUUUCUCAGUCCCUAUGCCGAAAGUCGUUGUUAAAAGGCCAAAAAAUGGAGGGGAGAAAGAGAAGAGAAAAAGCAACGGUUGCCGAAUAUUUUUUCCAUUCCUAAGUUUAUUUCGUUUUGGCUUCCAGAGAAGAAGAUACAGAAGAAGGGUCGCCAUUUAUGGGUACAGCGAAGCUCUGCUUUUCUCUGAAUUACGAUCAAGCAAACGAAGAACUACUUGUGUGUCUCCUGCGAGCUACACGCCUCACUCCAGUCGGCGAAAACGUUACUGUCACACCCUACGUCAAAAUAUUCCUCCUACCAGACAAGAAACGCAAAGUCCAGUCCAGGGUUCUACGAAGGACGUCAAAUCCCCAGUUUUUUGAAGAUUUUGUAUUCGCAGUAUCACCCGAGGACUUGCCAAACAGAACACUGGAAUUCACUGUUUGUGAAUUUGACCGCUUUUCCCGCCAACAGGUUAUCGGUCACGUGGUGUAUCCUCUUAAAGAUGUGAAUGUAAUGUGGUCACCUGAAGGAACCGGGGAGAUCUGGGUCAACAUAACUAACCAAGAUUUUCAGGUUCGUAUAUUCUUAAGACUUUUAGUGUUUUACCUCGACAACUUUAUUUUUCAUACACUAAAUACAUUAUAGACCUCAUCCCUAACUACACAUUUCCAAAAUAAAGCAAAAUAACCUCAAAAAGAAAGAAUGGAUUAGCAUUUCCUUCCGACACUAGGAUACUAGACGUGGGAUUCAAAACGGGGUGACUCGUCGUUUUUAUUUUUACAUAAAUAAGCGAUUUCUGGUCGAGAGCUUGGUCAAUGAGAGUAUAGACCAUAGAAAUGACGUGAUGGGUGCGCAAUUCUUAUUUCUUUCUCUUGGGCGCUUUUCUCCGUGAAGGACAUUUAAAAAACUGGAAAAUGAAAGUAAUUGUAACUAGACACUGAGAGGGCGUAUACUUGGGCGUCGUUGCAUUACGCGAAUGUGAAGUUUUUAUUGUGUGUCAGGGAUGUGUGAGUAGUGCAAUAGUGUUAUUUAUUGUUAAGAGUUAGUUGAGAUGUGUGAAGUAGAAGACGUGGAGCCAUAUUGGACGUGGUUUCUCUUUGGUAUGAUUAUGUGCUGAAUAUCAAUGCACCGAACGUUGCUUCACAGGGAAGACUCGAGCUUUUCCGCAGAAUUUCUGAUAUAAACUGUCUCACCGAAUAACGAAUACGAGCAAGCUCUCUACUUCGAAGUGGUGAGCGAAGCCUAGCCGCAAGAGAAUCCGCGAGCGCCGCCCCCUUUCUCGCGUCUCCUUUCGCGUGUCUCUCGCGCGUGAAUUCUCUCAACAUCCCUAAAAUGGAGAGUUUGCUCACAGGCUGGAUAUGUUCCAAUUUUGAUCAUUGUGGGAGAUGGUUUCAUCAUUACGAUAAUCCUCAAGAGAUUUUCACGUCUGAUUCUAAAGAGCCUUUAAUUCUGUAGAGUUAAUUCAUCGAGUGCUAAAAGCUUUUCCCUCUUUCUACAAAUCGAGAGCCUUUUCUAAAGGCGCUGGCUAUACAACAAAUUAGUUCUUUCGACUAUGAGAUGUACCGUCAGGCAGUUUGAAAGUUGGAGCUAGUCCCUUUCGUGGUGCCUUUCUUAAGAUAACUCGACAUAUUUAUCCCAAAGUUUUAAAAUUAGUAAACAGGGUUUUAAAAAUAACUUUCGAGCAUGUAGUUUGCAAGUGAUGAUGUUGGACUUCGCCCCUUUUACGGUCCGUGCGCAAAAAGAAUACAACUUGUUUACGAGAUUAAUUUUAGUGUUAAGACUGAUAUCCUAACGUCAAUUAGUUGCAGUAAAAUUACCGAACUGCCGAGAUACUUUCAGUAUAUGGCCACUCAUCUCAUGCUACUCCACUCGAAGACACAAUCUCUUUAUUCACUUUUCUUGCAUCGGCGGGAAACUGAUCGCGGAAUUUUGCGUUACAUCUCCUUUGGUUUUCGACCAACCUGAGACUGAAAAAUGCUCGCUCAAACUCUUGAUUAUAGCCAAACCCGUCAAUUCCAAUUAUUACUCAAACAGCGAAUUUAUCUCCAGGUGCUUUGUGUAUCCUUGUGUGGCUUUAACCUAUUCAUCAUUUUUUUAAUUUAAAUCCUCAUAAUUCCGUUUAGUUCGUCGCCGCAGCGUCUAACGCAGAUUUACAAUGUGCGAGCCAGCAAGCCAGACGUUCGAGGCAUCUGAAAACACGCCAGGCACAAACAAUUCGUUAGCAAAAAAGCUUAUGACGGGCCGGCACAACUCCUGUAGUUCAUAAAGUAUUCUCUUCUGACCGUCAUAGCUUCGUUCUUACUAAAAGGUUUACAAGGGAUUUUCUGCACAUUUCUAGACAGAAAAAUCCCCCGUGAACUUUUCAGCUAACCUUCCUUUGUGUAGUAUAGUCAGCAAAAUUAUUUUAUCUAUUACAUGUUAUUAAAUUGCAGAAGGGCGUGGAUAAAGGGGAGUUGUUGUUUUCGCUCCAGUUUCUUCCAACCUCAUGUAGACUUACGGUAGCUGUCCUCAAGGCAAGAGGUCUGGGGCUGCAAGGAGAGGACAAUGAUUUGGGUGAGGAAAUAAAAAGCAGAUGAAAUCAUUAGAAAAACGAAAGGAAAAUGUUUAUAGACGGAAAGUAGCAACAAUAUCAACCUGAAAUGUAGAAGCAUCGACCGGCAUAAAAAAAAAUCCUACUAGUAACUCACGUUUUUUUCUGUUUCAAAUCCUUGAGUCUAGUGUUGUUAAAGGAGAGAAUUUUUUUUUUUUUUGGGGGGGGGGGGGGGGGGGGGGGGGGGCAAAUUUUUGGAAAAACACACCCACCAAAAACAAAACAAGAUUGAAAAUCUUUUUCUCCCCAAGUAUCCAAAAACUUUCCGCGUUUUUUUUUAAAAACGCUUAAAACACAAAAAAACCACAUUAAAAUAGUAAAAGAAAAAAAAAAAAUAAGAAUAAAUAAAAAAAACAAGAAAAAAUAAGAAAAAAAUUAAUGUGAUAUUUUUAAUUUUUUGUUUGUUUUUUUAUUUUGGAGGGUUUGUGUUUUGGUGGGGGGGUGUUGGUUUUUUUGUGGGGGGGGGGGGGGGGGGGGGCGGGGGGGUCAAUAUUUUGGAAAACAUCACCUACCAAAUACUAAUCAUGAUCGUAAUCGUUUUGCUUCCUAAGAUUCCACAAAAUUUCCGAGUUUUAUUUCAUAAAAUGCUAAAGAACAAAUAGUACCACGUGAAAGUAGUGGCAAAGAGGUUUCAGUUGAAUGGACAUUCUGCAAGAUUUUUCCGCUGACUCAAAAGUUAUAGAACCACGUUAUAAUGCAAGAUUCCAUUUUGAACUCGGGGAGUGACAGGGCUCAUGUCACCUGUGGGGGAGUACCAUAUAAAAGUGAAGGGGAUGCUCGUCGGAAUUAAAAUUAAACCCCUAAGCGAGACCAAGGCCGGGUGUGGCUCAAGCUUAAACUGAACCUAAAGGAGAUAUCUGUGUGGUUUUUGUCACGGCAUUUUUUUGUAAAUUUCUUUAUGCACAGCCCUAAGGGAUACCUGAAUGGGAAAAUAUAAGUGACUUUCAGCCCUAAACACCCUAAGUGAGACCAAAAUCUGCAAUUUACACCCGUAAGUGAGACGACGGGCAUCUCUAUCAAUUUUAUACGGGAGUUCCCCCUCGGUGGUAUCCCGGUUUACGGUUUUGAUUUUAUCCCACUUUUAUAUGCAAGAAAACGAUAUCUGCAAGUAGGAGGAAGAUAAAUACUCCCUACUGAGGUAUUGACUCAAGGGAAAUAUAAGUGUUCGUCUGUAUUGACGAUAGUGUAGUUAAAAAACAAAACUGAUUGACUUCAGCCAUUUGUUAAGCUACAUAACGUACAGUAACUCUUCUUUAAAUUACCGUAUAUAUUUUUUCAUUUUUCAGAUCCGUAUGUCAAAGUUUCAAUGAUUAUGGGAGGAAAAACCUUGAAAAAGAGAAAAACAGUUGCAAACAAAAAGACCGCAAACCCAGUUUACAAUGAAGCGUUCGUCUUCACUCUUCUUCCGUCCUACCUCGAUCGCGUGAGCUUCAUGUUAUCUGUGUUCACCGUAACGAGGCUGGGUGGAUCAAAAAAGCUGAUUGGUCGAGCGGUAGUGGGACCAUAUAUGUAUUCAACAGAUCAGGGACUCUCGCACUGGAAUGACAUGAUCAAUUCACCGCGUAAUCCAGUAGCACAAUGGCAUACACUUAUUUGA